AUGACCUUCACAUCAGUCGUCCACCUCAUCCAACAUUGCCCGCGCUUGCACACUGUUCAAAUGACCUUUUGCGCAACUCCGGUCGACUACGACAACGAUCCGUUCUUUUUUAAAACCGUUCCCAAUGAAAAGAUCACUACCCUUUCUGUGGGGAUGUCUCCGAUCAGCGAUCCCUGCGCCAUGGGCUCUAUACUGCUUCGAUUGCUGCCCAAGUUGGGGCAUGUUGAUUUCUUCGGCUGGUCUAAUGAUGACACACCCGUGCCACCGCCAUUUCAAGUUGAACAUCUCGAGGAUGGAUGGGAUGUUGUAAAUGAGAUCCUGGCGGAUAAUGAUCACCGCGAAUUGAAAUAA
Molecule: messenger RNA, 351 nt
Organism: Suillus subalutaceus
Lineage: Eukaryota; Fungi; Basidiomycota; Agaricomycetes; Boletales; Suillaceae
Exons: 1
Coding region: 1-351 (116 amino acids)
Source: RefSeq, a predicted model, not a curated record